UCGGAAAUAGUCAUAUGACGUCUGGCCUCGUCGUUACUUUUAGCAUCAUGUCUUUAAUUAGCUAACGGUUCCUUAUUUUUGGGAUUGAAGCUCAAUAAAAAAAGCACUACACAGUUUGCAAAUGUUUCUCGACUUAGAUUUUAAGACUUUGUAGAGGACAAUCCCAGUCUUUGGAUGGAGUCAUUUUCCACCUUCUCGCUAUUUUCUAUAAUCAUACAAAGGGUCAUCAGGUUUCAGGAUUCAGGUCAUAGUGCAACAAAGUUGCAGAAGAAUGGUCAAAUAUUUUUGUAGCUCCACAGACAUAAAGAGCACAUGGGACCAUGUUGUCUCUGCCUUUUGGCAGAGAUACCCUAAUCCUUUCAGCACCCAUGUUCUCACUGAGGACGUUGUGUACCGGGAGGUGACCACGGACCGCCGGCUCCUCUCCAGACGCCUGCUGAUGAAGACCAACCGGCUGCCCCGCUGGGCAGAGCGCUUCUUCCCUGCCGGCAUGUCUCGCUACGUCUACAUCCUGGAGGACUCCAUUCUGGACCCGGUCAACAGAAGCUUGACCACCUAUACGUGGAACCUAAAUCACACAACUCUCUUGUCCGUGGAGGAGCGUUGUGUUUUCCUAGAUUCAGCGGAGCAGCCAGCAACCACACAGCUAAAACGGGAAGCGUGGAUAUCUUCAAGCAUUUUUGGCUUCUCCAAACCCAUUCAGGAGUUUGGAUUGGCCCGCUUCAAGAGCAACCAGGUGAAGGCCAUGAAGGGGCUGGAAUACGCUCUGUCCAAUCUGCAGGGAGAGGCGCCGCAACGGCUGCUCCGGGACUCAGUGAGACUCCCGCCAGAGAAGGCCAAGACUCUGGCUUCCGCUGCCGCCGCUCCGCAGAAACCCCAGCAGUACGUCUGACGGCCGGGAGCGGGAGGCUCAGGGCCGACGUCUGAGAUGAGAGCAAACUGUGACUGACUUGGUUCUCUUCAUCAUGUCUGUUUUUUUUUGUUUUUUUUGUUUGUUUGUUUUCCCUUUCUGUUCGUUUUGUUAAAUCUCAGGUGUUUGUAUGAAAGCCGUCUGCCUUUCAGUGCUAGAAAGUGUCAGCCAGGUGUAAAUACUGAGUCCAGAUAACUUCACAUUUUAAGUUCUGCCAGUAGAGAGAGACAGUGUUGAUUUUAUUUUUACUUUUUAGAGCUAAUAUAUAGAGCUAAUAUAUGCAUCAGUUAUUUGUGACAUGAUCAUUAGAAAGCAUAAAAUGCCUAUGCUGACACUGGCAAUCACAACAGACUGGCUUCUAUCAGAAUGAGCAACAUUUUCACUGAUUUACUGUAACGCGAUCAAGCUGUAACUGAAUGACUGUUUCUGAGGUGCAAUAAUGAAACCGAAUCAACUUUAAUUUAAAGCUCGUGCUAAGAUCAUUCUGAUUUCAGCGACUGCAUUCCUUUCAAGUUUGAAUUUGACUGGAUUUUUAUUUGUCGUCUAAACCUUGGAUUAAAGAUACAAUAUGA
Molecule: messenger RNA, 1482 nt
Organism: Gambusia affinis (western mosquitofish)
Lineage: Eukaryota; Metazoa; Chordata; Actinopteri; Cyprinodontiformes; Poeciliidae
Product: PRELI domain-containing protein 1, mitochondrial-like
Exons: 6
Coding region: 272-892 (206 amino acids)
Biological process (GO): phospholipid transport
Cellular component (GO): mitochondrial intermembrane space
Molecular function (GO): phosphatidic acid transfer activity
Source: RefSeq, a predicted model, not a curated record